AUGGGGAAUUAUCUUCUCGCCCUUGCAGCUCUGCUGGCUACCAUAGUCGCCAGCUGCGAAUGCACGACAACAUUAACUCCCUCUGUUGUCAUCGGGCAGGGGGAGAUCCGUGGGUUCGUGCAGAACGAGACGAACGUGUUUCUGGGCAUUCCGUUUGCGGAAUCGACAGCUGGGGAGAAUCGAUGGAGGGCACCGGUGCCAGUGGCGAAUUCUGACGAUGCAUUCGAUGCGAUGCAGUAUGGGCCGACGUGUGCGCAGGCCAUGUCGGGCGAUGCCAUUGUCGCACAGGGCGAGGAUUGCUUGAAUUUGAAUAUAUGGACACCUCAAGAUGGAGAUAACCACCCCGUCUUUGUCUACAUCUAUGGUGGUGCCAUGGUGACGGGCGGGAAUAGCAACGCGCAAUGGCAGGGAUACAACUUUGCGCGUAAAGACGUGGUCUAUGUCAACGUCAACUAUCGCGAGUCGGUCUUUGCAUCGCCCAAUGCACCGGAGCUGCAGGGUGAGUCGCAGAAUUUCGGUAUUCUCGAUGUCGAACUGGCUGUGCAGUGGGUUUAUGAUAAUAUCGAGGCCUUCGGUGGUGAUCGCAAUCGCAUCGUGAUAGGAGGCCAUUCAUCCGGCUCCGUCAUGGUCGACCACUAUCUCUGGAACCAUCCAGACACUUUCAUCGCCGGUGCGAUUGAAAUGUCCGCCAAUGCGGAAUCUGGCCCAGCAUAUGCCCCAGCCGGUGUCGCAUUGGCUCAAGUAGCUCAAGAUAUCGAAGCAGCAGGCGUCACACUCGACUGCGACUCUGCCAAUCCCACGCUGGACUGUCUGCGCAAGGUCGACAUGUAUGCCAUCCAAACGAGCAACUUCAACUCGAGCACGAAUACCUGGUUCGCGCCCGUCGUGGACAACAUCACCCGGUUUGGCGAUUAUCGCGCUCGAUUUGAAAAUGGGCAGUAUCCACGCCACGUCCCUUUGAUCGUGGGUAAUUCCGACCAGGAAGGACGAUUAUUUGGCUACGUGUAUGGCAGCGAGAAUACCAACUUCAGCUCGUGGAUCAACACCUUUGACGCUGAUUUGGCGUUCGUGCCAGACGAGGAGUUGCUGAAUGCAUACAACAUCUCGGACUAUGCAUCCGUCUCGCAAAUGAGCGGUGCUUCGUACGGCGACGCCCGCUUCUUCUGCCCGACCGACUACAUGAUUGAUCUGCGCUCUGAAGCGCAACCAACAUGGGUGUAUCGCUGGUUCGGCGAUUACGACAACGUCAUCGGGAUAGAGGGCAUCGGGCCAUCACACGGAAGCGAAGUGCCCUUCUUCCACGGGGGGAAUGAGUGUUUCGAGAAGCUUUCUAAUGUGACCACGUCUGAACAAGAGCUGGCAGACUUUAUGAACGACUGGCUGGUCGCGUGGAUCCAGAAUCCAGUCGCUGGGCCCGGAUGGGAACGAGCCAGUCCGGAAGAUGGAGAGCUGGCCAAGCUGGGUGUUUCUGGGGAUGAACUGGCCAUUGAGACUGGGAGGACAGGAGAGUAUAACCAACGGUGCCAGGAGGUGUAUAAACCGCAUAUUCCUGCGUAUCCGGUAGUUCAGAAUCCUCUUGCUUAG
Messenger RNA from Aspergillus wentii DTO 134E9, 1584 nucleotides. RefSeq lists its product as uncharacterized. The record is from RefSeq and is a predicted model, not a curated record. The transcript is spliced from 3 exons. Bases 1 to 1584 code for a protein of 527 amino acids. Lineage: Eukaryota; Fungi; Ascomycota; Eurotiomycetes; Eurotiales; Aspergillaceae.